CACAUUUUGUCUCCCGCGCAAACCCCGACCACCCACACACCGGUCGCCCUUAUCUCCGCUCUCACGCUGGCAGAGACACAUGCUCGCUGUCAAGAAGUGUGGCAAUGCGUGCCAUGGAACCGCCGGCAAAGCGCAUGCGCAUACUGCAAUCAGUCGAAGUCGACGAAGACAAUGCCGAAUACAUCAAGGCCAAGCAGAAACAACAGCAAAAGCUCAAAAGCCGGUUUGAGUCUAUCUUCGACAAGUUCGCCAAUAUGAACGACUCCCAGAGUGACGAAAUCGACAUGAAGACAAACCGGGUGGUUGUGGAUAGAGGCCAUCUGCGAAGACUAAAGCGUCAGGCCAAUGGCAAAGAGAAGACGUUACUAGAAUCGAUUGUCAUGGGAUCUGGGAGCCAUCUGGAGGAGGAGGAAGAAGACGACGAGGAAGAGGGAGAUGGCGAUGAUUCGGAAGAUGAACUGGCACCCCCGCAGCUGGUCAAGCCCAAGGCUGCUGGACCGACUGAGCAAGACACGAGCAUACAACCCACCGAAGUCACAGAGACCAAUGCGCAACUACCUGCGAUACCGCAAACAGACCUACAAGCAACAUCCAUACCGCAAUUCAGCGUCCCGCAUACGCCCAAUUCAACGAACACCGCUGACCUCCUACGCCAUGUCCAGUUUCCACAAACACCUGCGGGACAGCAAGCACAAAGCGCCUUCCACGCCAGUCUACUGCAGACAAUCAACCAAGCUAUUCAACAAGCCGUAACCGGCUUCAUACUGCCAAGCGCUCCGAUACUCUUCGCAAACGCUGCUCCUCCGCCGAUUACUCCAAUAACAACGGAUGACAAAGUGGCGCCCGCAACGGACCCGAAAUGGUUCUUCCCCCCUCUAUCUGCACAACCACGCCGAUUUCCAGUCGCCCAGUCGAGCCCUCUCCCAACCCAUACAACGACACCAAUAGCAAAAGAGACGGGCCCACAACAUUCACACACUGUCUCAAGGGAUGUCGCUGAUGAAAGACCCUGCGCCUCGAUUCGUACAAGACCGGAUGAAAGCUCACCAACGAGACCCCGUCGAACCAGUCCCCGUGUCGAAAUUCAGAGGCGCAUCCCCAGGACUACGAGGAAAUACCACUUCACUCACGAAGAUGAUGUGUACAUAACCAAGCGCAAGAGAAUAGACGGUGUUUCGUGGGCAGCCAUCAAAGACGGCCAACAAAAGUGGAAGGAGUGGCCAAUGACCGCACUUCACAACCGCUGGGAUUUGAUCAAGAAUCAGAAUCUACACCUUCAAAAGCCUGCUGUAGCUCCUAUGAGUGGUCGCGUUGUCGGAGAAGAUCAGGUCUCCAAGGAACACUAUUCCGCCGUAGCAAAGCCGCCGCAUCAUCUGCCGACACCAAUUUCUUCUGAGCAUGAAGAUUAUCACCAUGGCCUUGUCCAGUCGACGGAAGAUGGUGUCCAAAAUUUGCCGUCGUCGAGUACGCAUUUCGAUGACGAUGACCGUGAUCUGUUAUCUCUUGCUGGCGAUGAUUCUGACGAGGAUCAACUACCGAUGAACCACAAUGACGACGAUACACUUGUAGAUGUACCUGAAGAUGUGGUACUGCCGUCCAUCGAGACGAGAGAUCUGAUCAAUGAAGAUACACUACAAAGCGACUUGCUUGCAGACUUACCAACGCAAGACGAUAUCGCAACACCAGUCCGGGAAUCUUCCUGCAUAGCAAUAAAAGCCGAGCCUGCCUUCUCUUCGCCAACCACACUUCGAACACGGAAGCAUGCCACACCACCCGCCGAAGUGAUACCUGACUUGCAAGAAGCCGAAGACGAGUUGCAGGACGAUCUUACCCUAUCAUCCCCUCACAACAUUGACAACAAAUCUUUGGGAACUGUCAAACACGCCACUGUCGAACAGGCAAAUCAGCAAAACACGCAUACGACCUCACAACGGAAAAGCCCAUCUCUUGACCUCAUUGGCACCUCCACCGAAGACGAACUCCUCCCCUCACCACCCAACCCAACAACUCCAUCACUAAAGCGUACCCACGAACCAGCCACCCCGCGAACCGCUGUCCCCUUCACCACCUAUCAAACACCCAAGAUCCGCAAUACAGACGGCAGUAGUGACAAAGGCAGUAAGUCCACAUCGAAAGCCGAUCGGAAAGCAUUCCAUAAACGGAUCAAGAGGGAGUGGACGAGGAAGGGUACGCCAGCGAAGGAGAGUGCGGUAAAGAGAAAGAGUUUAGGGGGGCUGGAAGUGAGGAAACGGAGGUGGGUGGAUGUAGAUGGGGAUGGGAGUGAGGAUGAACUUGCUGCAUUCUGAUCGUGUGGGAGAAAAGAAGUAGUAGCUAAAGCUGACAAUAAUGUUGUCUUCUCUAUCUAUAUCUAUGUCUAUACGUAUAAAACACAUACACAUGCG
Messenger RNA from Alternaria rosae, 2402 nucleotides. RefSeq lists its product as uncharacterized. Gene Ontology annotation, cellular component: nucleus. Lineage: Eukaryota; Fungi; Ascomycota; Dothideomycetes; Pleosporales; Pleosporaceae. The transcript has a single exon. Gene Ontology annotation, molecular function: protein heterodimerization activity; histone binding. The coding region runs from base 105 to 2306 and encodes 733 amino acids. The record is from RefSeq and is a predicted model, not a curated record.